AUGCCCAAGGAGGGCAGGAGAAAGUCCUCCAAGGACCUGGGGGCCGGAGCCAACGAGAGGGGUAAAACCGAACGAAGAGUGGCGGCCAAGUCCCCCCAGUCUUCGGAUGAAGUCGCAGAGGAAGCCGCCGAGGUCGCUCCGUCGGCUGUGAUGGAUGCUCCCCGGGUACCGCAGGUCACCAUCACCCCGGAGGACGGCGGCUCCUCCCGGGAGAUCCAGCAGGAGGACUGGGACGAUGCGGUGGAGUGCUCCCUGCGCAGAAAGCUGUCCAGCUCCUCCAUCUCCUCCACGGGCUCCUCUGCCGUGGAGUCCGAGGACGACCUGCUGAGUGACAACGAGAGCCAAAGCAAAGGCAUCAUAACCCUAGAGCACCUGGUGGACCCCGGAGAGCAGAUCAAGCCCUGGUGGAAGCUGAAGACCUACGUCCGCUGGCCCCUGACUGCCACCCAGAGGAGAAAACUCAGUUGGGUUCAACUAGCUGGACACAAAGGCAACUUCAAGGCUGCUGACGAGGGCACCAUUCUGAAAAAGUUCUCCGAGAACGAGAUGGAGUGUUUUGUGAAGCUGAGAGAUGAUGCGCUGCUCCCUUUUGUGCCCGGUUACCACGGCGUGGUGGAAAAAGAUGGAGAGUCUUUUCUUCACAUGACCGACCUGCUGGCAAACUUCAACCACCCAAAUGUCAUGGACUGCAAAAUGGGAGUGAGGACUUACCUGGAGGAGGAGCUUGUGAGAGCGAGGGAGCGGCCUAAACCGAGGGAGGACCUGUACAAGAAAAUGGUGGAGGUGGACAGUAAUGGGCCCACUCCUCAGGAGCAUUCCCAACGGGGGGUCACCAAGCCUCGAUACAUGCAGUGGAGGGAGACCCUGAGCUCCACCCACACCCUGGGCUUCAGGAUAGAGGGGACCAAGAAACAUGACGGCACAUGUCGAACUAACUUCAAGAAAACCAGAUCAAAACAAGAUGUCAUCCAAGUUUUCAAGGACUUUGUGGGAGGGGAUGCCAACCUCAUAAAGUCUUAUUUGAACAAGCUGAAAGAGAUCCGGCAAGCCCUGAACGCGUCCCAUUUCUUCAGGCAGCAUGAGGUCAUCGGCAGCUCUCUCCUCUUCAUCCACGACCACACGGGCAAAGCACAAGUCUGGAUUAUUGACUUUGGCAAGACCACAGCAUUACCAGAAGGCCAGACCUUAAAACACGACGUUCCCUGGCAGGAGGGCAACCGGGAGGAUGGUUACCUGUGGGGGCUGGAAAACCUCUUCUGCACACUGGAGUCUGCGAGCAACGAGAACGAGGUCACCGGCGACAAGACCUGUUGCCCAGUUCCCAAAGAAAACAGCCAGACCACUGACACACAUGGGUAG
This is a messenger RNA of Menidia menidia (Atlantic silverside), 1359 nucleotides long. The record is from the annotation of a GenBank genome assembly. NCBI's taxonomy places the organism in Eukaryota, Metazoa, Chordata, Actinopteri, Atheriniformes, Atherinopsidae.